CCUUCCCAACACUGCUGAUGGCAUCGGGAGUUUUAACAAACUACAGUUUUGGCAGCUCUUUGCCGCUGAGAGUUGCUCAUAUAUAAUAAGACGUGUGCAUGAUGGUACAUAGCAUUUCAUAGUUUAAAUGAUUCAUCAAAGGAAUCUAGCACCCAGAAUUUAAAUGAACAGUAAUUAGUUACAUCUGUAGCAGAGCAGUGUGUCUUACAUGGGUUAUUGUCAAACCUGUUACAAGCCCACAGUGUAUUUACUGUGUGUGUGUGUGUGUGUGUGUCUGCACUGAACUUAGAGGAUUAAUGUCCAGAACAGAUGGAGAGUUACCCUCCUUUUCAACACAUGCUGGGUAAACUCUCUCUCUCCUCUGUCUGUCUGUGUGAAGUGCUGUGACUGAAGCACUUCACACUGUCUUCAUUAUGUGUAAUUAUUCAUCACCUGGACCUGGAAUAUUCUGAUGAUGUUUUCCCUCAGAAUGGUUAAAGUGAACGUUGUUCUCCCAAUCUCCAGAUUGAUGUUUUUGCUUUCAAUUCCAGGGGUAACUUUGAAUAAUUCAUAGUUCAAAAUGGGCCUUCGGGUCAUCCUGUGUCUGAAACAAACUGUUUAGGCAGGGUUUCUGGAUCAUGUGCAUCUAUGACAUGAUGGAGCUUUAACCAGCCUGUGUGCAUGGCCUUAGUUCACAAUCAGUGAUCAUCAGCUUUGAGACAUGGCUGAAAUGCAGAAACCAUGACAAAGCUUUCACUGGUUUUCACAGAUGGUUAUAGUACUUCACUCUUCUACAUCUCUCCUGACCUCCUCUGUACAUAUUUUAUUAUAUUAUAUUUCUAUAUCAUAUGAUAGAAACAUUAUAGUGUCUGUUGUGUUAAUUGUCCAUUUUGCUGUUGCGACACAAACCAAAACUUUAACUUGCAGCUUUGUUGCAUUGCUGUGGGUCUGUGCUGAGUGGACCCCUGCAGCUCUCUGCUGUGACCCAGAUGAGGAGCAGAUUAUCUAAAUCUCUUUCAUCACUGUCAUAUUUAAGGGCCUUUUUCUGCUGUAAUGCACCGCUGCUGAGCCAAGCGUUGUCAUGGAAACACACGGUCAAGCUUACGCUAAACACCUGACAGCGCAAGAACGUAACAACAGAACUUUUCAUCCUGAGGUAAAGUGGUGGUAUAGCAUAAACAAAGGGUCCCUGCCUUUCUGCUACAUAGACCAUUGAUGAGAAGUGCUCCAAGCUCAGUACGAGUCCAGUUUGUCUGAGUGCACCAAUGAUUUUUAUCAUGCAGUGGCUAACAGCAAAUUUUAAACAUGGGCUUCUUUCAUGACCGUUUCGCUGCGAUGCUUUCCUCAACUAAUAUUUUAAUGUUUAAUCAAAGAAGUUAGAGGACAGUGUGUAUGUAACAGAUGGAGAUCAAAAGGUCCAGCACACUGCGUUAUUCAAACCCAGCUGGCAUCGAUAGCAGCUCAGACAGGUGCUACAAAUCAGGCCAGCCAACCCAGGUGGUCAAACGCGAUCCACAAGAAUCAGGAAACCAAGCGGGAUGAAUCAUAUUAUAAAGGAAUAAAAACUGAUAAACCUCAUAUAUUCAAAUCGGUAAGUACACAGAGUGAAACUUAACACAAAAUAAUAUGUGGCAUGACACUAUAUACACACUGCUCCGACAAAUUGAGAGAACACUGGAAAAAAAAAUCAUGCUGCAUAUCGAUACAGAUAUGGACUGCAUGAUGUGUUGGGAAUAAAAGGAUGUCACAUCGUUUCAGUAGUUUCUACGGCCUGCAUGCUUGUAUGCAUGCCUGACCCGGGCCGUGCUCGUAAUGAGAUGAUGGAUGGUGUCCUAGAGGAUCUUCUCCCUAAUUUUAAUGCAGCCACACGUCUCAAAAAGUUGGAAUAGGGCCAUGUUUCCCACUGUGUAGUAUCCACUCUACUUUUAACUCUACUUCUGGGAGAGGACAGUUUUCCCAUUCUUGUCUGAUAGAGGAUCCUAGCUCUCAGCAGCCCUGGCUUGUCUUUGUUCUAUUUUUGCUUUCUUGGUGCUCCAAAUGUUCUCACACACUGCAGGCAGGAAAGUUCAGCAACCAAACUCUUCUACUAUGAAGCCAUGCUGUUCGAGUAGAUGAAGUAUGCGGUAUAAGAUUAUCUUUCUGAAAUAUACAAGGCACCUCUGACAAAGACAUCAUCUGUAAAAAAGUGUAUAUUUCUGUCAGCAUUGAUUUCACCUUUCCAGAUUUUCGAGCUGCCAGUUCCAGACACUGACGCACCUCCGUACCAUCAGAGAGGCGGACUGAGCUGAAUACCGAUAAUGAGCCGGCUGGGUGCAGCAGUGGGCGUUGAGAUUCUCUGCAGAACUUCGAGAGUGUGCAACCAAAUACUCUGGAUCUCUGCUGCUGCAGAAGAAAUUGAAGGAUGUGGAGCCAAUCAUUAAGAUUGUAGAGGUGGAUGGACAAGACCUGGUGAAGGACUACUCUGAUGAAAUCGAACGAAUGUUGGGAAGUAAGAUGAAGUCGGUGAAGAGGUUAGCAGAAUCUGCAGAAGACUCAGAUUUGUACCAUGAAUUCAAUGCAACAUUAAAGUUUGAUUACUACAAUUCGAUGAUGAUCAACACUGCGGAUGAGGAUGGGAACUAUGUGGAUCUGGGUGGAGAAUUUCCCCUCGAGGAGAAUGAACAUUUUAAUAAACUGCCUGUCAACACUCAGAUGAGCAACAUCCAGGUUCCCACCAAUGUGUACAACAAAGAUCCUAACAUCCUCAAUGCCAUCUACAACACAGAGGCUUUAAACGACGUCUUCAUCGGUAACUUCCAGAAGGAUCCUACACUCACCUGGCAGUACUUUGGCAGCUCCACGGGUUUCUUCAGGAUCUACCCUGGUAUUAAAUGGACUCCAGACUCCAACGGUGUUGUAGCCUUCGACUGCAGGAACAGAAACUGGUACAUCCAGGCUGCCACGUCUCCCAAAGACAUCAUCAUCAUGGUGGACAUUAGCGGCAGUAUGAAGGGACUGAAGAUGACCAUUGCCAAACACACCAUCAACACCAUUCUGGAUACACUGGGAGAGAACGACUUUGUCAACGUCAUUGCUUACACAGACUACGUUCGCUACGUGGAGCCGUGUUUCAGAGGAACUCUGGUCCAGGCCGACUUGGACAACAGAGAGCACUUUAAGGUGUUGGUGGAGGAGCUGCAUGUCAAAGGCGAAGCAAAGAUCAAGAAUGCCAUGAAGGAGUCCUUCAAAAUCCUGAACGAGGCGAGGGCGAACGGUCAGGGCAGCAUGUGUAACCAGGCCAUCAUGCUGAUCACAGACGGCGCCAUGGAGGACUUUCAGUCCGUCUUUGAGGAGUUCAACUGGCCUGAGCGCAGGGUGCGAGUCUUCACCUACCUGAUUGGCAGAGAGAUGACCUUUGCUCAAAACACCAAGUGGAUCGCCUGCAACAACAAAGGUUAUUACACACACAUCUCCACACUGGCAGAUGUGCAGGAGAAUGUCAUGGAGUACCUGCACGUGCUCAGUCGGCCAAUGGUCAUCAACCAUGACCACGAUAUCAUCUGGACAGAGGCCUACAUGGACACUGUGCUUCCAAACACAGAGGAGCUUUUCGCCACCAAGGCUCAGAGUCUGCUGCUCAUGACCUCAGUGGCCAUGCCGGUCUUCAGCAAGAAGAAGGAGACGCUGUCCCAUGGCAUCCUGCUCGGUGUGGUCGGCUCCGACAUCCCGCUGAUGGAGGUGAUGAAGCUGGCACCCCGAUACAUGCUGGGAGCUCACGGCUACGCCUUCCUCAUCAACAACAACGGCUACAUCCUGUCUCACCCCGACCUUCGACCUCUGUACAAAGACGGAAAGAAACUGAAGCCGAAGCCAAACUACAACAGUGUGGAUCUGUCAGAGGUGGAGUGGGAGGACACAGACGAGCUGCUGAGGACGGCCAUGGUGAAAGGAGAGACAGGCACUCUCAGCCUGAACAUCAGAGCGUCAGUGGAUAAAGGGAAAAGGCCGCUGUACCUCACCAACGAAUAUUUCUACACCAACAUUGACAACACGCCUUUCAGCUUCGGCAUGGCACUGACCAAAGGUCACGGGAAGCUCAUGUUUAUGGGAAAUGUAUCUGUGGAAGAAGGGCUGCAUGAUCUGACCUCACCGGAUCUCACCAUCGCCUCUGAGUGGACUUACUGUGAGACAGACAUCGACCCUGCUCACCGAAAGUACUCACAGCUGCAGGCCGCCAUCCGCUACCUGCUGGGGAAGGAGCCUGACCUCGAGUGUGAUGAGGUGCUGCUGUCGCAGACGCUGUUCGACGCCGUGGUCACAGCUCCGCUUGAGGCCUACUGGAACACCCUGAUGCUGAACGACAGGGUGGAGCCAGGGGUUGAGACGGCUUUCCUCGGUACUCGAUCCGGCCUGAUGAGGGUUGUGAGAUAUGCAGGAGUGGAGACCAGAGUGGCAAAGAAGUUCCUGACUCCAGCUGAUAAAGAUAAUCUGUUCACCAUCGAUCACUUCCCGCUGUGGUACCGCCUGGCUGUAGAAAACACUCCUGGAAAAUUCUACUACUACCCAGUGAAUGACAAAGGAGUGAAGUACAUCAUAGCGACGACAUCGGUGACCGUGUCAACCGAGGGAAAGACGGCCAUGGCUGGAGCUGUCGGGCUGCAGAUGUCCUUGGAUUGGCUGGAAAAGCGGUUCUGGGCCAUCGCCAAGCAGCCCAACGACACAGAUUGUUCAGACAUUGAAGGUGUGUGUCCUCUCAGCUGUGACAGUGCUGAUCUGAGCUGUUACCUGGUCGACAACAACGGCUUUGUCAUGCUGUCCAAAGAGAGGAGAGAGAUUGGUCGCUUCUUUGGCGAGGUAGACGGGUCCAUCAUGGCUUCGUUGCUCAAGAUGGGAAUGUUUAAAAAAGUGUCGUUGUUCGACUACCAGGCAAUGUGCAAGACCGGCCACCAUCACGCCAGCAGCGCACGACCUCUGCUCAGCCCAUUCUACGUCAUCAUGGCUUUGAUGAGAUGGUUCUUCUCCAACGCGCUGAUGUUCCUGCUGGACUUUAACCUCUGUGGUCUCUGGCACUCUGAUUAUUUUGUGGAUGCCAAAGCUGGCUAUCACACAUCUCAUAAGCAGAAGAAGUUGGACGCGCUGCAGCCCUGCGACACAGCUUACCCAGGCUUCAUGUACGACCCGUCUGUCAGAGAGGCCAACAGCCUCAACAAGUGUGGACGCUGCCAGAAGAUGUUUGUGGUGCAGCAGAUUCCUGACAGUAACCUGGUUCUGGUCGUGACUCAGGCCUACUGUGACUGCUCCCGUCAGUAUGGAGCCAUUCUGCUGGAGCCCAAAGAGAUCAAAUAUAACGCCACAGUGAAGUGCAACAGGAUGAAAUCCCAGAAGGUGCGGCGGCGCCCUCAGUCAUGCCACGCCUACCACCCAAAGGAGAACGCUAAGGACUGCGGCGGGGCGGCAGCCAUCUCCCUGUCGCUCUCUCUCUUCUCUGCCUCUCUGCUCGUCUCAUUGGUCGCUGAGUUCUAAACCAAAAUGAACCCACUAAUCAAGAUGAACAUGACAGUGAGGCGGAGACUUAAACAUCCAGCAGGUAGCCAAAGGACUUUCUUUUUUUUUUUUUUUAACUUGAAUAAGAGACAAACUUGGACGGAGAAACUGUCUCAGCUGCUGAUCGGCCUCACUUUGCAGCACAGAUAAAGGGCUACACAAGGUUUUCUUUAAAACCUGUAAUAGACUCCAAACUGACUCUGGAUCAGCUUUGCAGUGGCUCUGCAGCUGGAGGAGAAAUGAUAGGGGGGGGGGGACCCCCUCCUGGACAGUGCAGCCUGUGCGUGGAGACGCGUUGCCAUUACACCCGAACAAGAAUGUAGCACCUUUGUAGCUUUUUGAUACAGAACUGAUGUGUAAAUGUAGAGUUUUACAGCCUCGAUUUACCAAAACUCUCAAAUUUGGACAAAAAAAAAAAAAAAAAGCUGAACUUUAAACACUCAAAGACUUUCUCAGCAGCUUUAAGGGUCAAAGGUUAACAGAAGAUGCCGCACGCCAUAUGCAAGGAAACGCUGUGACUCACUGAGGAGCGCGACGCCAGCCUGUUAAAGAUGAAGAUGGAGAGAAAGUGACGUCUCGCUGAUUUUGUUGGCUGAGACAGAAGCGGUGUCGCGGCUUUAGGUGGAAAUGAAGCUACAGCAUUCAGGGAUUAGUUUUUAUAGAUAAAGAUGUACUGGGACUGUUCGGAAUGUCAACACAAUAAAAAAAACAUUUUUCACUUUA
Molecule: messenger RNA, 6225 nt
Organism: Haplochromis burtoni (Burton's mouthbrooder)
Lineage: Eukaryota; Metazoa; Chordata; Actinopteri; Cichliformes; Cichlidae
Product: voltage-dependent calcium channel subunit alpha-2/delta-4
Exons: 40
Coding region: 2458-5481 (1007 amino acids)
Cellular component (GO): voltage-gated calcium channel complex
Molecular function (GO): voltage-gated calcium channel activity
Source: RefSeq, a predicted model, not a curated record